Dermochelys coriacea (leatherback sea turtle) is the source of this 1843-nucleotide messenger RNA. It is a transcript of the gene TRMT61B, whose product is annotated as tRNA methyltransferase 61B. NCBI's taxonomy places the organism in Eukaryota, Metazoa, Chordata, Testudines, Dermochelyidae. Gene Ontology annotation, biological process: tRNA methylation. The transcript has 7 exons. The coding region runs from base 185 to 1789 and encodes 534 amino acids. The record is from RefSeq and is a predicted model, not a curated record. Gene Ontology annotation, cellular component: tRNA (m1A) methyltransferase complex.
GGUUCCUGCAGGGGGAAGGCAAAGGCGAGUCCGCCUGCGCGUGAGCGAGGCCUUAGUCCAGCCCCGGGGUGGCGGGCGGGCGGCGGGACAGGCUGGGCCGGCAAGCAGCGCCCGGACCCGGACCCGGACCCGGACCCGGGCCCGGCCGCUCUGCGUGCAGCGCCCCCGGCGGGAGGGCGCGGCCAUGCUGCAGUGCGCCGGGCGGCGGCUGAGCCUGCGCGCGCUGGGAAGGCAGAGUCGGGCGCCGCAGCCCGCGCGUGCGGGGCCGCAGAAGAGCGCGUGGGUGCCGCCGGGCGGGAGGAGGCGGGCGCUGCUGGGCGGGGGCGUGUCCGUGCCUUGCAGGUGUGGGGCUAGCGAUCGCGCCGGGGCAGCGGCUGCCGCUCCCCUGCCUUCAGCCCCUCGGCCCCGGGCGGCCAGAGCGCUGUGUUCCGGCGCGCCCCGGCAGGGAGAUGGCGCCCAGUCGGAAGAGCAGGUCGCUGUCGCGGCCUCCCCCCCGGCGCAGGGGCUGGGGAGCCGGAGGAGGCGAGCUUGGGAAAGGGCCCUGUCUCCCCUGGAAAGAGUGAGCCGACUGCUGCCGGAGGAGUUGCUCUCGGGCGAGAUCGGGGACAUACGGCGCGCAGACCAGGGGGAAUCAAGGCAGGAGGACGGCCGUGGAAACAGCGACUCUCAGCCGCCCGCUGCCAGUCGGGCUGCCGCAGCACGGCCGCAGAGGGAUGAAGACCAUGCGCCUGUUGACACCCCUAACACGGCGGCGAAAGAUGGGACUUUCCAAGUCGGGGACUUGAUCGUAGCAGAGUUUCGCAGAAAAACCUACCUGGAGUUUAAACAUAUGCGUAACCUGACAGCUGUCGGGAAAUUGAAUAGCAACUGGGGGGCUAUUAGCCACCUGGAGAUCAUAGGCAAGCUACCGGGCCAAAUGUUUAGGACUUCUAGUGGGUUUCAGUUCCUGAUAAGGAGACCAGCCUUAGAAGAUUUUGUGCUGUUGAUGAAGAGAGGACCUACUAUUUCAUAUCCAAAGGAUAUUAAUGCAAUGCUGAUGAUGAUGGAUAUCAACCAAGGAGACACUGUGGUGGAAACUGGUACUGGGUCUGGUGGUAUGAGCUUGUUUCUGUCAAGAGCAGUUGGGCCUCGAGGACGUGUCAUAAGUUAUGAAAUCAGAAAAGAUCACCAUGCGGUAGCUAAGAAGAAUUACAGGCGCUGGCGUGAUGCAUGGGAAAUAGGACAUGCAGAAGAGUGGCCAGAUAACGUGGAUUUCAUUAAUAAAGAUAUUUUAACAGCUGCUGAGGAUAUGAAAUCUAUAACAUUUGAUGCAGUUGCUUUGGACAUGCUUAACCCUCAGAUAGCUUUGCCUGUUUUGUAUCCACAUCUUAAGCAGGGUGGUGUAUGUGCUGUAUACCUAGCAAAUAUCACACAGGUUAUUGAUCUGUUGGAAGGAAUACGGACCUGCAAUCUCUCUCUCUUAUGUGAAAGGAUCAUUGAGGUGACUCACAAAGAUUGGUUGGUACUCCCUGCUAAGCGGAAGGAUGGCAGGUUAGCCCCAAGAGUGGAACCUCCACAAAUUAUAGAUGAGGAACCUCAACGAAAAGGUGAAGAACUUCCUAUUCAGGAUCAAGCAGUAGUUGGAGAAAAUGAUAUUGCAGAAUCACUUUCUGAUUAUGUCGAACCAUAUGGUUCAGUGCCUUACAUUGCUAGACCUUACCCUUGGCAAGCUGGUCACACAGCAUUUCUCAUCAAGAUGAGGAAAUAUAAAGUGGCAUAUCCAGACACUGCUCCAGAUGGCAGCUGCUAAUUUGAGUACUGUACUUUGCCAGAAUAAAAUUAAAUGUUGUAAAUGGCUGUUGAA